Molecule: messenger RNA, 1650 nt
Organism: Solenopsis invicta (red fire ant)
Lineage: Eukaryota; Metazoa; Arthropoda; Insecta; Hymenoptera; Formicidae
Product: calcyclin-binding protein
Exons: 2
Coding region: 351-1034 (227 amino acids)
Biological process (GO): heart development
Cellular component (GO): nucleus
Molecular function (GO): tubulin binding; S100 protein binding; ubiquitin protein ligase binding
Source: RefSeq, a predicted model, not a curated record
GUUUGGAGCGCGCAAAAGCGGUGCCAUAUUCAAGAUAGAGGGCUGCUUCUAGACUGUUCUCUCUGCACCUCUCCUUUUCUUUCGAACGUAUAAUUAUAUAUCUAUCUUAUAUCAAGCGUAAAGAGUGUCGAAUAGUGCAGCUACAGAGAACAGACGCGAUUCUGACUCCAAGUAUUAUACUUCUUCUCAACGAUAACCACCACAGAAAAUUUUGGAGGGUUCGAACAGCAAGUGACUUGCAUUUGUCAGAAGUGUGAUCUCCAGGUAUCGGUCGGGGAAUACCGAUUGCAUUUCGCUUUGUGUAAAAUUCGUGUUGUUGCAUAAAAUUCAUUGAAACUCCAAAGACAAUAAUGGCAACAAAAACCGAAGAGAUGAGGUUAGAUAUCGAGGAACUCAACAGCUUACUCAAGCAGGCUAACAGACAACAUAACAAAGAUGUAUUAACGCUGGAAAUCAGGAAGCUGCAGACGGAGAUGGCAAAAUUGGAACAAAAAGAUACAUCCGUUAAGACUACAACAACCUCCUCGCUCAACACUGCCCAAAGGUGCUAUGAAGUGAAAUUGAACAAUUAUGGGUGGGAUCAGACGAACACGACGAUGAAGAUCUAUAUAACGUUGAACGACGUUCAUCAGCUACCCAAGGAAGCCGUCGUUUGCAAUUUUACAGAGAAAUCUCUAGAUCUGCGCAUACUUGGACUGAACAAUAAGAAUUAUCACUUGCCAAUUAAUAAUCUGUGUGCGGAGAUCGACACUGAGAAGAGUAACUUCAAAGUAAAGACUGAUAUGAUUGUCGUGUCGCUCGCGAAAAAAGUUGCCAAGGACUGGUCGCAUGUCACAUUGGUGGAGAAGAGAAUCAAGGAUGCAAAAACACCAUCCAUGCCUGAGCUGGGUGAGGACAAUGAUCCUAAUGCUAGCCUGAUGAAUCUAAUGAAGAAGAUGUAUCAGGACGGCGACGACGAGAUGAAGAAAACGAUAGCAAAGGCAUGGACUGAGAGCCAGGAGAAACAGAGGAACAGCACGACCUUGGACAUGUAAUUUCAUGAUGAUCUAGGUCUAAUCUAGGUGUGUUUUGCAUAUUUCUUUUUUUAUAUGUUAAAAAAUAUAAUAUAAAAUUUUAUGGAGUAAUGCUUAGGAAGCAGGAGUGUAGAAAGCCAUAACAUGUUUAUUCGUUCUUUGCUGUAAAGAGAGUGAAUAAAUCGCGUUGGUAUAAUUAUGUAAGUUUUAAGCCUUUUAAGAUUAAAAGGAAGUUUUCCCCUUCUAAUCUGAUUGCAGAAAAUAAUAUAAAAAUUUAGAUUAUACGCCUGUUCUUUAUAACUUUCUUUUUACAUUGAGAAGACAGAAAGAGAAAAGAUAAACUUUGCAUUAAAUUUAGCUAAGAAAAUCUAUUUUUAUUUUGGAAACAAUUAUAAAAUAAACAAUUAAAACAUUUUAAUUUUAAUUGGAAAAUAUUGAAAGUUUUUUGGAAUAUUUUUAGUUAUGUGAAAAACUAAAUUUGAAUAAACAUUAUUUUUAUAUUCAGAAAUAAUUAUUACCACUGUUAUUAUUGAUAUUGAACUAUUAGGAAAAAAAUGAUAAGCGCAUUUGCAUUUUCGGAUUAUUAUACAUUCAUUGUAUCAUUGGAGGAGUUAAUAAAACAACAUGCCCCAAUUAA